Messenger RNA from Aspergillus saccharolyticus JOP 1030-1, 1510 nucleotides. Its product is annotated as amidohydrolase family protein. The record is from RefSeq and is a predicted model, not a curated record. The transcript has 2 exons. Gene Ontology annotation, biological process: secondary metabolic process. Gene Ontology annotation, molecular function: carboxy-lyase activity; hydrolase activity. The coding region runs from base 394 to 1410 and encodes 338 amino acids. Gene Ontology annotation, cellular component: cytoplasm; cytosol. Lineage: Eukaryota; Fungi; Ascomycota; Eurotiomycetes; Eurotiales; Aspergillaceae.
GUGGUCGGUAGGUGAACAACAAGUGCGCAUAUCGACACUCUGUAAAGUCUACUUCCGAUCCGACAGAUCCGGGCGAUCGGAAAGACCCCUACAUGCUUCGUCCAUUUCCUCAGCUUUAUAUCACCAGAAACAAGGUCAAAGGUGGAGAUUUACCUGCGGUUGAUGAAUCCCAUUUGGUGUUACUUGUUGAGUCGGCAAGGGCACAAUGAGGGGAAGGAACAUAGCCGCUUCCGACCCGCCUCCACAUAUCAUGAAGUAAACGCAACGCCUUCCCCGCCAUAUCCUCCUUGAACUAUAACUGCAAGCCCUUGACCACUAUUGUUGUGGUAUUCUCAAUGCUCCGGAAGCUCUAGUGGUACCCUAGAAGUCUAUUACCUGAAGAAUCACGCAACUAUGCUCGGGAAAAUCGCCCUCGAGGAAGCCUUUGCGCUCCCACGCUUCGAAGAGAAGACCCGCUGGUGGGCCAGUCUAUUCUCCACCGACCCCGAAACCCAUGUCAAGGAGAUCACCGAUAUCAACAAGAUCCGCAUCGAACACGCAGAUAAGCACGGAGUUGGCUACCAGAUUCUCUCAUAUACGGCUCCUGGUGUCCAAGACAUCUGGGACGCGGCCGAGGCGCAAGCUCUCGCCGUGGAGAUCAACGACUAUAUCGCCGAGCAGAUCCGUGACCGACCUGAUCGACUCGGUGCAUUCGCCACACUUUCGAUGCAUGACCCUCAAGGAGCCGCCACCGAGCUCCGUCGCUGUGUCGAGAAAUACGGCUUCAAGGGCGCCUUGGUGAAUGAUACCCAGCGCGCCGGCCCGGAUGGCGACGACAUGAUCUUCUACGACCAGCCUAGCUGGGACAUCUUCUGGCAAACCUGCACCGAGCUCGAUGUACCCCUGUAUCUGCACCCCCGCAACCCCACAGGGACCAUCUAUGAGAAACUCUGGGCAGACCGCAAGUGGCUUGUGGGUCCCCCACUCAGCUUUGCGCACGGCGUCAGUCUUCAUGUGCUGGGGAUGGUCACGAACGGAGUCUUUGACCGUCACCCGGCCCUGCAGGUUAUCAUGGGCCACCUGGGCGAGCACGUUCCCUUCGACAUGUGGCGCAUCAACCACUGGUUCGAGGAUCGAAAGAAGCUCUUGGGGUUGGCUGAGACUUGCAAGAAGACCAUCCGCGAGUAUUUUGCGCAGAACAUCUGGAUCACCACCUCGGGACACUUCUCGACCACGACGUUGAACUUUUGUAUGGCGGAGGUGGGUGCGGACCGUAUCUUGUUCUCGAUCGAUUAUCCGUUUGAGACAUUCGAGGACGCGUGUGUGUGGUUUGAUAACGCAGAGUUGAAUCUGGUAAACCGGGUAAAGAUUGGAAGAGAGAAUGCGAAGAAGCUGUUCAAAUUAGGGGCUUAUAAGGAUUCAUCGGCUUAGGAUGUACAGUACUCAGUAUGUUUUCAAGUUCAAAGUCACAAAUUGUAAAUGUCAUAUCUAAUGUUUGGGCGUAGUAGCAGCGGCUCAAACGAGAUCUCCU